UUUUCCAUGUGUUGCUCAUCCUCGUCGCCUUCUUCCCGUUUGAUCCGAUCCACGGGACGAUCGAUCGGUUGCUUGUCCUCUGGCGUAUUUCGGAGCCACGGCGCAUCGAAUGCCGGGGCGGCGCCUCCUUUUUGCGUGAUCGAUUCGUCUUCCUUGGAAUGCGGUGGGGCGAUAGGGUCUGAUCGUCAGGAAGAGGGAUUUUCGCGAGAUUUUGAGAGGCAGAGAGGGGGAUCGAUCACACCAUGAAGCUAUCGCGGCAGCAUCGAAGCGUUUGGAACAGCCGAUGGCUGGUUCUUGUGGCGUCGAUCUGGAUCCAGGCGUGCGCGGGGGUGGGAUACGUCUAUGGCAGCUACUCGCCAUUGAUCAAGAGCAGGCUACAUUUCAACCAGAAGCAGAUGAACAUCCUGGGCGUGGCCAAGGACAUGGGCGACAGCGUGGGGAUUUUUGCGGGCUCCCUCUCGGAUGUGAUCCCUCCCUGGGGUCUCGUGUUCUUGGGGAGCUUGCAGAAUUUCGUCGGUUAUGGAGGCAUUUGGCUCAUCGUGACGAACCCGGCGCUUCCAUCUUUCUUCUGGCUGAUGUGCGUGCUCAUGUUCGUUGGUACCAAUGGAGAGACUUAUUUCAACACGGUUGCUCUAGUCUCGUCGGUGCGCAACUUUCCCAGGAACCGGGGUCCAGUCGUCGGGAUUCUUAAAGGAUUCACGGGUCUCUGCGGAGCCAUCUUCACGUUGGUGUAUGGAGCUCUACUCUCUCCGAAUCAAGCCGCAUUUAUCCUGCUCGUUGCCGUUGCUCCGGUCUUUGUUGGACUGCUCGUGAUGCCGAUCAUACGUCCAAUCGAGACCGAAGCACCCGUCACUUGCGAAGAGAAGGAUAAGGAGGAAGCCGUCAACCUGGGGUUUAUCUACAACCUCUGCUUGAUCAUGGCUGGGUACUUGUUGGUGGUGCUGCUGGUUCAAGACCUCCUGGACGUUAGCAAGCUGGUGACGGGGAUAUUUGCUCUUGGCAUGUUUAUCUUGAUAGUGCUACCACUGGCGAUACCUUUGAAGCUGGAAACGCAGCAGCUUCAAGAAGCGAAGUUGACGGAGCCUCUGGUUCAAGCAGAGGCCGGUGCUGGCUCAAGUCAAGCAACCGAUGCUCCAGUCUAUGAUCCAUACUUCAGCGAGCUCGAGGACGAGAAGCGCGCUGCGAGAGCUCUUCCGGAACGCGUGGUUCAUGCCAAGCUUCAGAGAAUGCAGUCCAACUUGUACCGAGCCGUAGCGGAGGGAGCUAUCAAGGUGAAGAGAAGAAAAGGUCCUCGCCGUGGUGAGGACUUCACACUAAGGCAAGCUCUCGUGAAGGCUGAUUUCCUACUCAUGUUCUUCGCCCUCUUUUGUGGAGCUGGCUCGGGCGUCACGGCCAUUGACAACCUUGGACAAAUGGGACAGGCACAGGGUUAUCCAAAUGCUCACAUCUUCGUGUCCAUGAUGAGCAUAUGGAACUUUUUGGGACGCGUUGGCGGUGGAUUCGUCUCCGAGUGGGUUGUCAGAGAUUAUGCAUAUCCUCGGCCCUUGGUACUCGCUGGUGCUCAACUGGUCAUGGCAGUCGGACACUUUUUUUAUGCGAUGGCUUGGCCUGCCUCGUUGUACAUUGGCUCGCUACUGGUUGGCCUGGGUUACGGUGCGCACUGGGCCAUUGCGCCUUCUACCGUCUCGGAGCUUUUCGGCCUGAAAAACUUUGGAAGCCUCUACAACUUCCUCACGGUAGCGAAUCCUCUUGCGUCGCUGCUCUUCUCCGGGGUGAUCGCCGGCAGCAUCUACGACAGUGAAGCCGAGAAGCAAUUCGGAAUGCGACACAGGGACCAUCACCACCACGGCGGCCAGAACAACGGGCUGCAUUGCAAGGGGGCCGUGUGCUUCAGGAUGACGUUCUUGAUACUCAUGGGAGUUUGCAUACUCGGCUCCGGGCUGUGCAUGCUCCUGGUGAGGAGAACGAUGCGAGUCUAUGCCGGUUUAUAUGGAAAGCAGCUGCCGCAACAGCAACAGAGCGACCAGCUAGGAUCGAUUGCGGAGGAAACUGAGACGAGGCUUAAGUAGCGACUUGUUGUUUUGUAAUUUGCGUGUGCGAGCUUCGCGGUCUAUAUGGUCGUGGAAGCCUUCCCAGUGUACCAAAGAGAGUUCGUUUAAUCAGGAAAAGCUUCAAUGCUCGUUUAAUUAA
This is a messenger RNA of Selaginella moellendorffii, 2190 nucleotides long. Its product is annotated as protein NUCLEAR FUSION DEFECTIVE 4. NCBI's taxonomy places the organism in Eukaryota, Viridiplantae, Streptophyta, Lycopodiopsida, Selaginellales, Selaginellaceae. The transcript has 3 exons. The record is from RefSeq and is a predicted model, not a curated record. Gene Ontology annotation, cellular component: membrane. Bases 243 to 2069 code for a protein of 608 amino acids.